This is a messenger RNA of Pygocentrus nattereri (red-bellied piranha), 8445 nucleotides long. It is a transcript of the gene unc13ba, whose product is annotated as protein unc-13 homolog B. Lineage: Eukaryota; Metazoa; Chordata; Actinopteri; Characiformes; Serrasalmidae. The record is from RefSeq and is a predicted model, not a curated record. Gene Ontology annotation, molecular function: phospholipid binding; calcium ion binding; syntaxin-1 binding. Gene Ontology annotation, biological process: synaptic transmission, glutamatergic; synaptic vesicle priming; presynaptic dense core vesicle exocytosis. Bases 163 to 6705 code for a protein of 2180 amino acids. Gene Ontology annotation, cellular component: plasma membrane; terminal bouton; synaptic vesicle membrane. The transcript is spliced from 35 exons.
CGGAGACAGAGACAGAGAGAGAGAGAGAGAGAGAGGGCGAAUGAGGGAGGGAAAGACUUGGAGGUGAACAGUCUGUGUAGAGCAGGUUGAAAAGACUGAGCCGACUCUGGACUCUGGACCUGUUGGAGUCUUGACUCUGCCGGACCUGGAACAUGUCUGAAGAUGCCGGCACUGUUUUUGCUGUUUCCUUCCUUCGUGUUUUGGACUUGUUGUCCUGCUGAGAGGCCGGAAUGCAGAGUGUCAGGAAUGAGGAAGGCCCCAUUCUUGAAAAUUAAAAAAACAAUAAUUGUCAUUCUAAGCACUGGAAGUGCCUGCCCCAGCAACCAACCAAAAAUGUUCUCCCGCAAUCGCUUCAAUGGCCAGGAUGGGACAGGUGUGGCACAGUAUAGCCGACCCAAGAACAAGACUGUGGUGCCCAAGAGGAGGCAGCCAAAUCCUAGAGUGGCCCUUGUGCUACGAGGGAAGAUCCAUCGCCUUCUCCAAGGUUCUACUGACCACUCUGUCCAGGCUUCAAGUCUCUACUAUGCAGGGAUUGAAGAGGAAGAUGAAGAAGAGACAGAGGAUGUGGGCGAGAUGCAAGACUACUAUAGGAGGGGAAGGACUUCGGUUGAGGCCUGCAGUCCUCCUCAAGUUCCAAAUGGACAAGGACACAGUGAUGUUGCUCAGGCAUGUUGUGUAGGAGAGGUCGAGUUGAACCGAGAGGGUGGUAUCAGAAUUCCCUGCACCUUGCAACACAGUAAUCCAACAGAGUUGCAAAGCCAGACGGCUCAAGAUCUCAAUGGAGCUGGGUUUGCUUUUGGCGGUGGGCUUGCUGGUGGGGCGUCCAUGUAUCAGAAAGACUCUCUGCUUUAUCAGUUUAACAUGGCUGUCCAGGAAAAAAUUGUGGAGGAAAAUGAGGAAACAGAGGAAGAAUCAAGUGCCAUUAUUGAGCAUAUAUUGAAGGAACUAAGGGGCAUCAAUAAAAUCCAGGAAGAAAUUUCAGACCUGCGGGAGUACCUGUCCUCUGUUCGUGGGUCUGUUGAAGAGGUGUCCAGCUGUGUAGAUGCAGUUUUAAUGGAGAUUGAGGGCAUUCGUUCAGGUACGAAAACAGGUAUGGAGUCGUGGCCUGGGGCUGCAUCCAGGGACUUACUUUCCCACAAUCACAGAUCUCAGAGUCCUUUCACUAAGGGUUGUAACAGACCCCAUUCUGUUGAAUGCACAAAUGUAAGUAGUAGUAUGCAAGCAGGGCGCGAAGCUGCUUUGCAUGAUGAGAUCCAGUGCAAAGAAUCGUGUUCCCAGGAAUCAGAAUUCAGAAGACAAAGGCUGUCCAGUAUGGCUUCAUCUACCUUCACCAGUACUGAUGAUAGCGUCCACAAUAUAUGUAAGCAAGAUGUCCCUGAACAGAGUUCAGACAUACCUCUGGACACAGGGAGAAGGAAGCUAAGCUUUGGCUACCUUGAGCGCCAAGAUGGGCAGGACUGUCCGAGUACCAGCUCUCUUUCCUCAGGUCAAAGCUCAAAGUCUGACUCUGACCAUGAGAGACCUUCCUCUAGAUUAGUGCAUGGUACCAGUGAAGAACAGAACUGGAACCAGACAGGGCUGAAAAAUAGUGGAAGUGGAGAGACAAGAUGGAGUGAAGAGGAACUGUACUCCAGACAAGGCAGUUUUGAAGAGGCAGAUGGUUGCAUUGGAGAAGUAGACACCUGGGACCCUUCUAGGGAUGAAGCUGCUUGUAUUGCACUAGAAGAGGCAACAAGAAUAAGCCUGGAGCACGUUUCCAUUUCAUCCAGUCGGCACUACAAUUCUCCUGCUAGCACAUGCAGUAGGGAAGAAUGGCAUGGGUAUGCCAGUAGACCAAAUCAAUGUGAGAUGCACGUACAUUUUGAGGGACCAGAUCUGGAGUAUAGUGAGUGUGUGGCUGUUGGUGAUUAUUCUCAGAAUUCUGAAUACCAAGCAUCCCAAUUUUAUGAGGAUGAUAGACAGCCCUGUACCUCUUCUCUGAGCUCAAAUCCAAAUUUCACUGCUACCGAUGAUGAUGGACACUUCACGGCAUCUUCAUAUGAGAACUGCACAAGUCUCACUUUUAAUGGAGAGUCUUCAAAGGGUUUUGUUGGUCCGGCUAACACUGCACCCCUAAGGAAUCGGAAAGCCCAGUAUUCAACAAACUCUGAUCAGUACAUGCCUGGUACUGGCGAGGGAAGCAAUGUGGGAUUUACAGUUAGAAGGUUUAGCAGGGCAGUGCUAGAUUUUAAAUCUGCGUUGAAGGGGGCUCUAAAGAAGCUGGAGGCAACUGGUGCAACCUCACCAGUAGAAAAAGCAGGUGCUUAUGUGCCCAUGUUCACAUAUGAUGAGCCUCAGGUAACUGUACACUUUCCUGAGAGUGGGACAUCCAGUGAAGAAGCACCUCAGAUGGAAACACCUUUUGAAACUCCUCAAACAGACAUGGCAGUCACCACUUUGGAGGAAUCCCAAGUUGAAAGGACUGACACUGCUUGUGUGGAGGCAAGGGAAAGCCCCUCUAACUCAUCAAACCCUUGCAAUACUGUUCAGGAACCAGCAGAGGGCAGUUUAAAGACCUUUUCUCAGCAGAAUAGCAAGUCUUUGUGUACCCCUCUUUCCCCUGAAUUAGAUCCCCCAAAUGAUACAGCAUUGCAUACUACUGAAGUCACCCUACCAGACUGUCCUACCACUGAGUCACUAUCAGCCUCACUCUCAGCUGAAGAGCCCAUACUUCUUGAGGAGCAAGAAGAACCAAAAGGGGAACCCACAGAGGAACAACAGCCACAAGAAGAGAACAGCUUCACUGUAGAGGCUAGCAGAGAGGAAAGAGAGCACCCCCUACAGCUCAGUGAGAGGGAUGUUCGGAGGCUGAAAUGCCUGAGGAGCUUCCAGCAGAUCCUUCGGGAGAAGAGAGAGAGUAGAAGACAUCUCGGCAUGGUGACCAUGUUCUCAUUUUCCGAGGACGACUUCAACCAAGACGCCAGCCGAGACGAAGAUCAGCAGGCUCAGAGUAAUGAUGGAGGCCCCAGCAGACAGGCGUGGACCAGACAGCCCGGUGGAGGGGGUAUAUUUGGUAUCGACAGCAUGCCUGAUCUCCGGAAGAAGAGGCCGGUUCCUCUGGUCAGCGAUGUGGCCAUGUCUCUGGUCCAGUGCAGGAAGGCUGGUAUCUCGUAUGCUCUGCAGUCUCGUUCUUCACUCAAAGACGAGGAGCUGAAGACCCAUGUGUAUAAGAAGACCCUGCAGGCUCUGAUCUACCCCAUCUCCUGCACCACGCCUCAUAACUUCGAGGUCUGGACGGCCACCACGCCGACCUACUGCUAUGAGUGCGAAGGGCUGCUGUGGGGGAUCGCCCGGCAGGGCAUGCGCUGCUCUGAGUGCGGGGUCAAAUGUCACGAGAAGUGCCAGGAGCUCCUCAACGCCGACUGUCUACAGAGAGCGGCGGAGAAGAGCAGUAAGACCGGAGCUGAAGAUCGCACCCAGCACAUCAUCUCAGCCAUGAAGGACCGAAUGAAGAUCCGCGAGAGGAACAAGCCGGAGAUCUUCGAGGUGAUCCGAAGCGUCUUCACCAUCAGCAAACUGAAUCACGCCCAGCAGAUGAAGACCAUCAAGCAGACCGUCCUGGACGGAACCUCCAAGUGGUCCGCCAAAAUCUCCAUCACAGUACUGAGCGCUCAGGGUCUGCAGGCUAAAGACCGGACCGGCUCCAGCGACCCGUACGUGACAGUGCAGGUUGGGAAGACCAAGAAGAGAACCAAAACCAUCUACGGCAACCUCAAUCCAGUUUGGGAGGAAACCUUCAACUUCGAGUGCCAUAACUCGUCUGACCGUAUAAAGGUGCGCGUGUGGGACGAGGAUGACGAUAUAAAGUCUCGAGUGAAGCAGAGGCUGAAGAGGGAGUCGGAUGAUUUUCUGGGCCAGAGCAUCAUCGAGGUCCGAACGCUCAGCGGAGAGAUGGACGUCUGGUACAACCUCGAAAAGCGCACGGAUAAGUCGGCCGUAUCCGGAGCGAUCCGGCUGCAGAUCAGUGUGGAGAUCAAAGGAGAAGAGAAAGUGGCACCUUAUCACGUACAGUACACCUGCCUGCACGAGAAUAUUUUCCACUACCUGAUUGACGCCGAUGGUGCGGUGAAGUUGCCGGUUGCUCGAGGUGACGAUGCGUGGAAGGUUUAUUUUGAUGAAGUGGAGCAGGAGGUCGUGGACGAGUUCGCCAUGCGCUACGGCAUCGAGUCCAUCUACCAGGCCAUGACACACUUUGCCUGUCUCUCCUCUAAGUAUAUGUUACCUGGUGUUCCUGCAGUAAUGAGCACUCUGCUGGCCAACAUUAAUGCGUUCUUCGCUCAUCCAACCUCAGCCACCAGCGUCUCCGCCAACGACCGCUUCGCCGCCUCCAACUUCGGGAGAGAACGUUUCAUAAGGCUGCUGGAUCAACUCCAUAACUCUCUGCGCAUUGACCUGUCCACCUACAGGAAUAACUUCCCUGCCAGCAGCAAACCUCGCCUGUCUGACCUGAAGUCCACCGUAGACCUGCUGACCAGCAUCGCCUUCUUCAGGAUGAAGGUGCAGGAACUGCAGGCUCCUCCUCGAGCGGCACAUGUGGUGCGGGACUGCGUGAAGGCCUGCCUCAACUCCACGUACGAGUACAUCUUCAACAACUGCCAGGAGCUCUAUAGCAGACAGUUCCAACCCGCCAGCGAACCUGAGAAGCCGAAAGAAAAGAAAGAAGGAGAGGAAGAAGGAGAAGGAGAGGAGGAUGAAGAGAAGGCAAAGGAGGAAGAGAGCGCUCCAGUGGAGGAGGCGGGGCCGAGCAUCCACAACCUGGACUUCUGGCCCAAACUCAUCACCCUCAUAGUGUCCAUUACAGAGGAGGAUAAACAUGCAUACACGCCUGUUAUAAACCAGUUCCCUCAGGAGCUGAACGUGGGGAAGGUCAGUGCAGAGGUCAUGUGGACGCUCUUCGCUCAGGACAUGAAGUAUGCUCUGGAAGAGCAUGAGAAGCACCGGCUGUGUAGGAGUGCGGACUACAUGAACCUGCACUUUAAAGUGAAGUGGCUCUAUAACGAGUACGUCAGAGAGCUGCCGGCGUUCUCCGACGCGGUUCCAGAGUAUCCAGCGUGGUUCCUGCCGUUUGUUCUUCAGUGGUUGUCUGAGAAUGAGGAGGUUUCUAUGGAGUUUAUGCACGGAGCUCUGGAGAGGGAUAAGAGAGAGGGGUUCCAGCAGACGUCGGAGCAUGCUCUGUUUUCCAGCUCGGUGGUGGACAUCUUCACUCAGCUCAACCAAAGCUUUGAGAUCAUCAAGAAACUGGACUGUCCUGACCCAAGCGUGGCAGCGCAGUACAAUCGACGCUUCGCCAGGACGAUCAGUAAGGUGCUGCUGCAGUACUGCACCAUCCUGUCCAAACACUUCCCCUCAUACUGCGAGAAGGAGAAGAUCCCCUGUGUGCUGAUGAAUAACGUGCAGCAGAUGAGGGUGAUGCUGGAGAAAAUGUUUGAGUUUAUGGGAGCCAAGCAGUUGGAUUCAGCAGCUGCAGAAAUCCUGAAUGAUCUUCAGGUGAAACUCAACACAGUUCUGGACAACCUGAGCGCCAUGUUUGCCAAGAGUUUCCAGGCUCGUAUCAGUGUGUGUAUGCGUCAGGUGGGGGAGAUCCUGUAUCAGAUCAAAGGGCCGCUGAACCAGAAUGCGCGAAACACUGCAGAAGCUGACGCCGUCAACGCACUGCGGCCACUCAUGGAGUUCCUGGAUGCAAAUCUGAGUAUUUUUGCGGAUCUGUGUGAGAAGACGGUGCUGAAGCGGGUUCUGAAGGAUCUGUGGAAAAACGUUCUGAUCUGCAUGGAGAAAACCAUCGUCCUGCCACAGAGCAGCGACAGCAUCGGGGCUCAGUUACUUACAGCUGCCAAAGAGCUCUCCAAACUGAAGGGGGCAGAGCCCAAGACCCUCUCUCCCAGACAGUGCGCCAUCAUGGAGGUGGCACUGGACACCAUCAAGCAAUUCUUCCAUGCCGGUGGUGAUGGACUGAAAAAGUCGUAUUUAGAGAAAAGCUCUGAGCUGUCGUCUCUGCGUUACGCUCUGUCUCUCUACACACAGACCACCGACGCUCUGAUCAAGACCUUCAUCACCACUCAGCACACACAGGUGCAUAACGGCAUGGGCAUCAGGAUCACCCCCAAAGAGACCGUGCGGCCUGACCGAGGAUCUGGAGUGGAGCAGCCAAUAGGGGAGGCCGUGAUUCAGGUGGAUAUGGCACCCCCUGCUGCCAACACUGAGCAGAAGCUCACUGUCAAAGUGAUUGCGGUGAACGAUAUGAAGUGGCAGACCUCUGGACUCUUCCGGCCCUUCGUGGACGUAAACCUGGUCGGCCCACUGCUCGCAGAUAAGAAGCGGAAAUUUACGACCAAAUCCAAAAACAACUGCUGGACUGCCAAGUACAACGAGGCCUUUCAGUUUGUGUUGGGUAAAGGGGUGAGUGUGGAGUGCUACGAGCUGCAGCUGACGGUGAAGGAUUACUGUUUUGGGCGAGCGGACCGCGUGGUGGGGCUGACCGUGCUGAAGCUGAGGGACGUGAUGGACCGGCGUAGCUGCGUGUGCUGGUGCCCCCUGGGGGCCAAAAUCAGCACUGACCAGACCGGACAGAUCACCCUGAGCAUCCUCGCUCAGAGACACGCAGACGAGAUCUCCAAGGAGUUCGUGAGACUGAAGACCGAGAGCAGGCCGGCAGAGGAGGGCAGGUAGAGAGACAGAGAGAGAGAGAGAGAGAGGGAGAGAGAGAACCAGAGAGAGUGGAAAAAGCAAAAGAGAAAGAGAGAGAAAGAAAGGGAGAGUGGAGAGGGAGAGAAUCGGAAAGGAGUGUCAGAAAGAGAGAGAGAAAGGAAAGGAAUAGAUGAAUCAGCAGAGAGAGGAGGAGCUGUUCCUCUCUCACUCCCUCCUCUCUCUGACAGAUGCCGUGAAUGGAGGGAUGAACGGACGGUGGAGAGAUCCUCUCUGCUGCUCUGUGUUUAGCCAUUAGCUCUAGUCUCUGCUGCUCUCUGCUGGACUCUGUCGGGGUCUUCAUGAGUGAUGAUGUCACUCCGAUGAGUGGGCACCAACGCUAACAUUAAGAGACCGCGUGUGUGUGUGUGUCUGUGUGUGUCUGUGUGUGUGUGUGUGUGUGUGUCUGUGUGUGUGUGUGUGUGUGUGUGUGUGUGUGUGUGUGUGUGUGUGUCUGUGUGUGUGUGUGUGUGUGUGUGUGUGUGUGUGUGUUUGUGUGUGUGUGUGUGUGGAAUGAACUAUGAUUUCUUUUCGCCAAACUCGGAGCCUUUCGGCUCCGUCUACACUGUUUUCUAUUGGUGGCCUUAAUAAGGGGCGGGGUUAUUGUUAAAGGGGUGGAGCUUCUGUUAGUCUCAGUUCAUUUAAUAACAUGCCAGUUAUUAUAAAAUAACCAUUAUGUCCUCAUGAUGUCAUAAGCUCCUGAUGCUCUUGCCACAUGGCCAGUGUGGGCGGAGACUGGAUGUGAUAAACUAGCCUUCAUAAACUGACCGGUAGACAUUUUUACAAGCAAAUUACAUUUGCAGAAAUAAAUGCACAAACAUUCCACAUGUGAAACUUCAAGGUCAAGCAAGUUCACCAUUGACCAAUAGCAACACUGGUCCGCUCGAAGGUCAGGGGUCGGCAUAGCAGCACAGAUCUAAAGGCUAGUGCUAAUUUUAGCCUGAUGUUUUAUCAGAUGAAUGAGUUAGCUGGCUUGCUAACAACCAACUCAUACAGCGUCCUCACCUAAUUCUCCCCAGCUCAGUGCUAACUCACUGCUGAAGUGCUAACAGCACCAGUUUCCUUUUUUCCAGUGCUGUAGUGGACAUGAUAAUGUCCAGACUGCCUUCACUCUAAGCUGAAUGGCCAAGUGCUCUGUCCUCUCUGUCACAGUAGGCACGAUUUAAACGCUGCCGGACCCUGACCAGUCCAGAUUUAGCAGAUCUGAUUUACUUGAAUUUUAACUCCAACUCACACAAACGCUCCACUGCUUUUGCCAUUUUUAUGUCACUUUAAGGGAACCAACCAAUAAGCAUUCACACAGUGCUAACUGCCCCAGUCACGUAUCGUCCACUGCCCUUGGUCAAUCCCUGAAGCUGGUUGGCCGUUAUUGUCUAAAAGAUCUGAUGGACAGGUCAUCUAGAAGCUCCAGCCAGUGGAAGUGGAGAUCACUGUGUGAACUUUGUGCCAAGUAGAUUGUGAUUAAGAGUGAUUUCUUAAUAGUUUCUCCUCAUUAAUGCGGACGGGUGGGUGAGGGAAGCGCUACUGUUCCAGCAUGUAUUUACUGUACACAGUGUCUACAGCUACGGCUUUUAUUUUACAUGUUAUUUUACGUACUGUCCAAAAUGUGGAAUAAAAUCUUAUUUAUUUAGUUAUGACUGACCUACUGUAGAGAUGAUCACAAUGGAACUGUUGAAUAUACUGUAUCAAUAUGUGAAAUUUUCUAAAUAAAAGAUUUAUCAUGAA